Arabidopsis arenosa is the source of this 1703-nucleotide messenger RNA. NCBI's taxonomy places the organism in Eukaryota, Viridiplantae, Streptophyta, Magnoliopsida, Brassicales, Brassicaceae. The record is from the annotation of a GenBank genome assembly.
CGUGUUUGAAUUCAUCAAUCUUGGCACCUCCGAGCUCAAAACCCCUAGAGAAACCCUAAAUUUGGUUGUCAGGGGAAUGUCUUCCGACCAUAUUUCAGGUGGUGGAGCUUCGAAGACGAAGAAGCAUAAGUGGAGCUCAAGCCAGAACCGACCUAAACCAAUGGUGGUUUCUAGAAACGAGCGAUCGCUUCCUCUGGUAUCUCCUUCGAACUCGGAGGACGAUCAUCACAUGUUAAAGAUAAGUCUGAGCUCGAUUUCGAAGCUUGAGGUUAUGAACUUGAAGCGGAAACUAAAAUCUGAGCUAGAUGAGGUUAGGAGCUUGAUCAAACGGUUCGAUCCCGAAGGUAAUCUUGGUGGAAAUAUUGGGUCAAUGGCUAAAACUGGUGUUGUAGGGAGAAACAAGAAGCUGAAAACAGGGAAUGGAGGAGGUAAGAAAAGUGGGCAUGGAGCUUAUAAAGGUACGAUUCAGAUUUUCAAGAACUGUAACAGUUUGCUUACGAAAUUGAUGAAGCAUAAGUGUGCUUGGGUAUUCAAUGUCCCAGUGGAUGCUGAAGGACUUGGCUUACAUGAUUAUCACAAUAUUAUUAAAGAGCCUAUGGAUUUGGGUACAGUGAAGACUAAGUUGGGGAAAAGUUUGUAUAAGUCGCCAUUGGAUUUCGCUGAAGAUGUUAGACUUACUUUUAACAAUGCGAUUUUGUAUAAUCCGGUUGGGCAUGAUGUGCAUCGUUUUGCUGAGCUUUUGUUGAAAAUGUUUGAAGAUAAAUGGGUAUCCAUUGAAAUGCAGUAUGAUAAUCUUCAUAGGAAGUUCAAACCAACUCGUGAUAUUGAGUUCCCUGCUCCUGCUUCAACCAUUGCUCCUAUCGUAGAGCCAUUACCUGCGGUUCCUUCACCUUCCCCGUCUCCUCCACCACCACCACCACCAGCACCACAACCUCCGGUACUUGAAAAUAGGACUUGGGAGAGAGAAGAAUCUAUGACAAUCCCAGUGGAACCUGAAGCUGUAACUACUGCUCCCGAGAAAGCUGAAGAAGAGGAAGAAGCACCUGUUAACAACAGGGACCUCACCUUGGAAGAGAAACGGAGACUCAGUGAAGAGCUUCAGGACUUGCCUUAUGACAAACUAGAGACUGUUGUUCAGAUCAUAAAGAAGAGCAAUCCAGAGCUCUCUCAACAAGAUGAUGAGAUUGAGCUGGAUAUCGAUAGUCUUGAUAUCAAUACGCUUUGGGAGCUUUAUAGAUUUGUGACUGGGUAUAAGGAGAGCUUGAGCAAGACAAACGAGGCCCAGGGAUUUGGUUCAGAAAGAGAUGCUGAAUCUGUUCACAAUAGUAUUCAAGAACCAACCACUCUAGUAACUGGCACCAAAACAUCGAGAGUUACUGAAUCAGGAAAAGCAAUUCGCACAUCAUCUCCUGGUCGGCAAGAAAACAAUGCAAGUGGAUCAAGUAGUUCUAACAGUUCUAGUAGUGACUCAGGAUCUUGCUCUAGUGAUUCUGACAGUGACAGCUCCUCAGGACGUGGAUCAGAUAAUGGUAAUUAGGCCAACAAGUCGAAAGUCUUUAGCUUUAGAGUCAGAACUGUCAUGCUGUUUGAUCUCUUUCAAUAGCACAGUUAGAUUGAUUACUAAGUCGAUAACUCUUCCCAAAAGGAUUGGUUUCUGUAUUGCGAUUUUUUACUGUACAGAAAAAUGAAACCAUUUUUAAUUU